AUGCGGGGCUGGAUGAAUUGGAACCGCAAAAAAGCAAUCGAAGAAGAAGGGCGAAGGCAGCAACCUGGACGAGGGUAUAUCCGGUGGUGCUGGUGUUUGUUUCUGUCCAAUAUUGAUGAACGGGCCGGAUGGGCUGGAAAUGAAGCCCAGGCUAGCGUUGAGAGUGGCUCCGCGUUAGGGGAAGUUCACCGACGCACAGCCAUAACGAUGAUGAUGCUGGGAAUGGAUGGCAGUGGCGGUGCCCCGCGUGCGGAGAAUUUCUUGGUCCAAUGCUUGAUUGUCAAAGUACAUCCGUGCUGCAUGGAAGGACACGUCGAUGGCGUCUGGGAUUCCUUGUUUUGGGGAUAUGUGUGGGUUGUGGUGGUGGUGGUGAUGGCAGCACACCUUGCGUUGAAAGUGAGGAACACGGGGCUGCUGUUAUUCGCUCGGACGCGGCAGACAGGCUGUCAGUGCAAAAUUCUACUUCCAACUGCUAUUACUACUCGUAGUCCUACUAUCAUCAUGCCACCCGCCCUUACUUCAACGCCAAAGCCUUACAAAAAGCAAUUCUAG
Messenger RNA from Aspergillus niger, 552 nucleotides. RefSeq lists its product as hypothetical. The record is from RefSeq and is a predicted model, not a curated record. Bases 1 to 552 code for a protein of 183 amino acids. The transcript is spliced from 5 exons. Lineage: Eukaryota; Fungi; Ascomycota; Eurotiomycetes; Eurotiales; Aspergillaceae.